GGCUAGGUAGGAAAGGCCGUCCCUGACACUACUAUACCUUCUCAUCAAUGACGAUUUGCUGAUCUUUUUCGCCUUGGCAGCAUUAAAGGGCGAAGCUGUUAGGCUUCCCACGGCUCCUUACGUUUUGAAGGCUUUCGAUAGCCCAGAAGAAAUCACCGCAUGUAAAGUUAUAUCCGACGCUGAUAUGGGUGGAUUCACCAAGGCCAAUCUCGAUUGGAACCCGCCGGACGUCUCCUCGAGUUCCAAGUCAACAAAUAACUCUCGAGGGUAUGCAAGGUUCCACGGCAACAUAUCAAUUGAUCUUCCAGCAAACAAACCUCAAAUUCAACGCACCGGCUAUGCUGCUUGGAGGACUCGAGACAGACCACCAACGAUCUUCGGAAAAAGCCUCUGGGACAUCGACCCAUACACAUACUUGGCGAUGCGUAUAAAGUCUGAUGGGCGGAAGUACUUUGUCAACCUACAAACAGAAUCAAUUGUACCGAGCGAUAUACACCAGCACAGGGUCUAUGCUCGAAAACCGGGAGAAUGGGAAACUAUUCUCAUUAAGUGGAAUGAUUUCGUUCGCACCAACCAUGGAACCGUAAUGGAACCACAAACAGAACUAAUGCGCCAAAAGGUGAGAACUAUUGGCAUUGGUUUAAUAGACCGAGUGCCAGGAAAGUUUGAUAUUUCUAUUGAGAGCAUAUGGGCAACAAACAAUGCCACUAUGGGCGGUUCUAUUGAAGAUGGGGGAUUAGAGGAAGGCCAAUUGAAGAGCAAACAUGGCGCGAAUAUCAGAUGGAAUGGCAGUAAACCUUUGUAGCUUAGCCGUUGUACAAUAAUAAGAGCGGGUGAUAUCUGAUAUCGAGCAUCUAUGAUCACCCAGGAAGACUGUUGCAGGAAGUACCCGAAUACGGGAACCGUACACGAAUUGUAUGGCGUCUUCGGUCGUCGGGACUUCGGAUUUCGGCACAACGGAUAGAAAAACUCAACAGUAGACUACAGUAUAUAGAGUAUAUUGAUCAAUUGAAUUACUACCCUAUCUAAUGGGCC
Molecule: messenger RNA, 1035 nt
Organism: Pseudogymnoascus destructans
Lineage: Eukaryota; Fungi; Ascomycota; Leotiomycetes; Thelebolales; Thelebolaceae
Exons: 1
Coding region: 185-805 (206 amino acids)
Biological process (GO): mitochondrial electron transport, NADH to ubiquinone; mitochondrial respiratory chain complex I assembly
Cellular component (GO): mitochondrion
Source: RefSeq, a predicted model, not a curated record